GAGUCCCAGUGAGAUAUAGGGAAGGAAGGGAAAUAAGCAGGCACAGACGCUGGCAGCCAUCAGGAGUUCAAGCUUCUUUGACAGCAGGAGACUGGAAGAAGGAACAGAAGUGGCACUGGCUUUAAUGGGGCUCUUACUGGGCCUCCUACUCCUGGGCCACCUAACGGUGGUCACCUAUGGUCUUCCCAUCCUGGAAGCACCUGAGAGUGUGACAGGGCCUUGGAAAGGGGAUGUGAAUAUUCCCUGCACCUAUAGUCCUCUGCAAGGUUACACUCAAGUCUUGGUAAAGUGGUUGGUACAACGUGGUUCAGACCCAGUCACCAUCUUCCUACGUGACUCCUCUGGAGACCAUAUCCAACAAGCAAAGUACCGGGGCCGCCUGCAUGUGAACCAUGGAGUUCCAGGAGAUGUUUCCCUCCAACUGAAUACUCUGGAGAUGGAUGACCGGAGCCACUACAUGUGUGAAGUCACUUGGCAUAACCCUGAUGGCAACCAAGUAGUGAGAGAUAAGAUCAUUGAGCUCCGUGUCCAGAAACUCUCUGUUUCCAAGCCCACAGUGACAACUGGCAGUGGCUAUGGCUUCACAGUGCCCCAAGGAAUGAGGAUUAGCCUUCAGUGCCAAGCUCGUGGUUCUCCUCCCAUCAGUUAUGUUUGGUACAAGGAACAGAUUAACAACCAAGAACCCAUCAAAGUAGCAGCCUUGAGUACCUUACUCUUCAAGCCUGCAGUGGUGGCCAACUCAGGCUCCUAUUUCUGUACUGCUAAGGGCCGGGUGGGCUCUGAGCAGCGCAGUGACAUUGUGAAGCUUGUGGUCAAAGACUCUUCAAAGAUACUCAAGACCAAAACCGAAGCACCUACAACCAUGCAAUCCCCUUUGGAAGUAAACCCAUCCUGGAGCUGGACCACUGAAGUGGAUGGCUAUCUUGGGGAGACCAGUGCUGGGUCAGGAAAGGGCUUGCCUAUGUUUGCCAUCAUUCUCAUCAUCUCCUUGUGUUGUAUGGUGGUCUUCACCAUAGCUUCUAUCAUGCUCUGCCAGAAGACGUCCCAACAGGAGCAUGUCUAUGAAGUGGCCAGGGUGCAUGCCAGGGAGGCCAACGGCUCUGGUGAAACCAUGAGGGUGACCAUCUCUGCAAGUGGCUGCUCCAGCGAAGAGCCAGCUUCCUGGACUCUGGGCAACGACUACUCUGAUGAACGCUGCCUGAGUCAGGAGUCCCAGAUCAUCACCCGGAUCAACAAUGACUACACUCACCCGCUGCACACAGUUCCCCCAGAUUAUGAGCUUCUGGCCACCAACAGAAAGAGACUCUGCUAAAAAUGCCUAUUAGGCCAGGGCCUACUGAUAUAUUUGCCUAUUCAGCCCCUGCCUUCUGCAUGGCCCCCUUCCCUGCUACCUUUCUUUCUGGAUAGUGCAACAUGUCUUCCUUGCCAACAUUAGGGCCCCUAGAAGUAACUGGCUUUGCUUAAGAAGUUACUAUAAGUACCACAAGCAGGUCUGCUGCUGGGUAAGGCCCUAGGCUCUUCUGGUAUCCCUGCCUGGGGCUUCCACUUCUUCUCUCCAAAGACCAGAGGGAAGUGUUCCUAACACUAGGACUUAGCCGUCAUGCCUCAAGACACCACUCACCUUUGGCCUCUUGCCACCAGAAGACCAGAAGGAGGCUCAGCUCUGCCACCUCAGUGAACCAGAUGAGUCCAGGAUCACUUCCCUUUCUCUAGGGCCAGAUAGCUUUUGAGAUUGUCAUGUAACAAGCCAGAGUUCAGUUCUACUCUGCACUAGUGUUCUCAUACUCUUUUGGUACUCAAUAAAUAUCUAAUCAUGAUAGCAA
Molecule: messenger RNA, 1823 nt
Organism: Equus quagga
Lineage: Eukaryota; Metazoa; Chordata; Mammalia; Perissodactyla; Equidae
Gene: VSIG4
Product: V-set and immunoglobulin domain containing 4
Exons: 8
Coding region: 125-1312 (395 amino acids)
Biological process (GO): negative regulation of T cell proliferation; negative regulation of complement activation, alternative pathway; negative regulation of macrophage activation
Molecular function (GO): complement component C3b binding
Source: RefSeq, a predicted model, not a curated record